Plasmodium inui San Antonio 1 is the source of this 1329-nucleotide messenger RNA. RefSeq lists its product as hypothetical. The transcript has a single exon. Bases 1 to 1329 code for a protein of 442 amino acids. The record is from RefSeq and is a predicted model, not a curated record. Lineage: Eukaryota; Apicomplexa; Aconoidasida; Haemosporida; Plasmodiidae.
AUGUCGAACCUCGCCCGCUACUUAUGCCUCCUCGUGCUCCUACUGAGCCCCCCCGUACGGAGCCGUGGAUACGUGUGCGACUUCUCCGCGUCCAAGUACAACCUGGACUUCGACGACUACUACGCAGAUGUCACGUGCCACCAUGAAAUUGGCCAGGGAGACACCAUCGGAGUGAUCAUCCCCAAAUGGAGAGACGGAAGAGAAAACACCAAUAUAUUAACCCAAUGCUUUGAAGAAGUUUCAUUAAACAAAUCAGGAAACAAUCCAGUGUCCAUAUACAACAUAUUUAACAAGGACGAAAUCCAAGUGUCAGCUUCCAAUUCGCUAUACAAGACAGAAUAUCUAUCAUCAAUUUUAAAAAUAAAAAAUGUGCAGAAAAAUAACUACAUCCAUUGUGUGUUCGAAAAUAGAAAUGAAAAAAACAAGGAAAUCCACAAAGGAGUGGCAAAAAUUGCAGUAAAAAAUUACCCACUUCAAAAUGAAAAUUUAAGCAACAAACACGUCGUUGACUUGUAUAACCAACUGAAUUUAACUGAGGACAAUUCGAAUACCAAGUACACAGUCACAGCUCAACCGGGACAUAUACUCUACAUACUGGGGACCACACUCCCCAAUGGAAAAAACGUGUACUUUGGCAAAGACUGUCCUCUCCAUUUUGAACACAUAGGAGAUAUUUACAAACAUGUGCUCCCAAUCAUUAACGAAGAAGAGGUUGUCUACAACUGUCCCAUGUAUUAUGAUGAGAAGGAAAAAAAAAUUUCCGUAGGAAACUUGAUUGUCACCUUUGAAGCCAAACCUCCAAGUAUAAAAUCCAUCAAUAAGGACAUUUUAAAAAAACUUAUGAAACACGACAUUGAAAAAAAGCUGCAUUCCAUUUUACACGGCACAGAUUACCCCAUGGGCAAUAUGGACAGUGCAGACGGUGACUAUAAUCGAUACAUGGAACAGAGCAUAGGAAUAAACGAGACGCAAACAUCCAACCUUCAAUCCGUUAACCUAGACAAAGAACACUGUAAUAAUGAUGAAUGUAUACAUUUGUUUGAAAACUCAAGUUGCUCUUCCCUUUGUGGAAGUGGAUACAGACUCCGAGAUGGCUAUGAUGUACGCUACGACAUCCAAUCAGUCAUUCCAUGUAACCAUGGGGAUUGUACUCCUGAAGAUGCAGCUGAGCCCUUUGUCAUCUUCGCUUGGACCUCCAUUGUUUUCUUUUGCGUCAUGAUUGCCAUUUUGAUCAUCACCAUUUACUCCCUCCCGCAUGUCAGUAAGCAGAAGGUGGCCGACCCCUUCGGCAACUACGACUCGAAUAUCAAGUUUUCGGACGCGUUGUGA